Messenger RNA from Neogale vison (American mink), 1624 nucleotides. RefSeq lists its product as uncharacterized. The transcript has a single exon. The record is from RefSeq and is a predicted model, not a curated record. The annotation marks the transcript as partial. Lineage: Eukaryota; Metazoa; Chordata; Mammalia; Carnivora; Mustelidae.
CUGUUGCGUGAGCUGGACCAAGGGGAGGCCCCCAGCCCCGCCUCUGUUUGUCCGCUGUCUCCUUCCCCUCCCUGCCACAUCCGCACAGGACCCUCUCGCCCUCCUGUCCACCGAGCCCGAGGGCCUGCGCCAGGCCUGGGCCCGGGAGGCAGCGGGCACCGGUGGGCCCCUGUCCAUACCAGUGUGUUGCCCUUGCCUCUGCUCCAGGCCUGGCCCAGGGACCAGACUCUGCUUGUGCUCCUUACACCUCCCGCCCUGGGCUGGGGCCUCCCACGGUGGCCUGUAGCCCUUCCCUCAGAAGCCUGGCCAGCGAGAGCUCUGGGGGCGCCUCCCAGCCUCUGGCAGGGGAAGAGGGUAACCCUUGGAGUCAGACCCCUCCUCACUGCCACGGGCCCAGCCUCCCUUCCUUCCACCUGCUCCCUCCUCUCAGCGUCCCGGAGAGGCAGGCAAGCAGGAGCUGAGGGCAGAAGGCGGUUUUGGGGUCUCCGUUUUGCCGGCCAUGGUCCCUCUGCCUCCUCGGUCUGGCAAUGGCUCUGUGAGCUCAAGGCUGUGUCCCCUCCCCUGGGCUGCACUGAGCCACGCCGCCACCACUCGGAGACACGGAUCUGUGGAGGGGUGGGGGCACGUCUCCCCCGGCUUGGACGGAACCAUCCCCUUCGCCCUGACCCACAAACGCCGCUGAUGCUCUGCCCGUGCCCAGAUGUGGCUGCUGAGGACCCCACCACGCAAACGUGUCCCCCUUCAGGCAGGGCCAGGCAGGGGCACCCACAGGCUGGCCCUCAGCCCAAGACCACUAGCCCCGCAGCCCCUUGCUGGACUCUCUCCCUGAAGCUUCAGCCCUUACUACUGGCCCCCAGUAGGCCAGCGGUUGGGGGGUAUGGCCCCGAUCUCAUGCACUGGGUCCCUUAAAGUGUGUGUGUCUGUGCGUGUAUGUGUCUAUGCAUUGGCUCUCGGGUGGGGGGGGCUGGUGUGGCCUGGGAGGCCAGAAAGAAGAGGCUUUGCCUCCACUACCCCUGCCAUCACCACCACACUCCUUCCCAGAGAACACACCAUUUGAUGGGACAAGAAAUGGGGGUUGAGUAAAGGCCUGCCAGGGACAGUGAUCCUUGGGAGACGGGGUCUGUGAGUAAAACAGGUUCAAAUGCCCAAGAUGAGGGGUAUCUGUUUAGAAAGAUCCCCAGUACUGCAGGUGCCCCGAGGCCCGCGGGGUAGCAAUGAGCUGGGGUACGUGCACCACACGUCGGUCCCUACUAGGCUGGGGGGCGAUCAGAGCUGCUGAGAAAUGGAAUGGCCCAGCCUGACACCCUCGUCUGAGCCCGGCUGUUCGGACAAGGCCCGAGGACUUGGCCCAGAGGAACGAGGACUCCCUGGCUUCCUUGGUGGAAGGUUUAUGGGUACAGGUUAACUCCUGGGAGCCCCUGAGCCUCCCUCCUUUGAGCAGACCCCCCGUUUUUAGGCACUAGCCAGGACAGAAGAUGUGGUAAUAUCAGCACCAGGGCUGCCUGGGAGGCAGGGGGCGGCUGUGCCCCUCCAAACCCAUGGCCCUGCAGUGUCCAAACCACCUGGACCCCCUCCCAACCCCAUCCUUCCUAACACUGGCAAUAAACCCUCAACUGUGACUCUG